CUGUACCAGUAGUAUCUACUGUAUCAUCAUCAGUUUCUGUAAUUAAUAAACCUGUUACUAGUACUACAUCAGGUAAACAUAACAUACUCUUAAUGAUACAACUAAGUUGAUAGUUCAUAUGAUAGAUACCAAAGGAACUGAGGACUCAACACCAGAUGAAGGAAAUAAACCCACUCAUAAUGACAGUAAUAAUGGCACUACAACAUCAGGUAAUACUGAUGCUCCUACUAGUUCUGUACCAGUAGUAUCUACUGUAUCAUCAUCAGUUACUGUAAUUACUAAACCUGUUACUAGUACUACAUCAGGUAACACUCCUAGUGCUAUAUUAAGGAUGAAUUAUGCUACUCUUGUUGAUGCUAUUACUAAUAGUCUUCAGAAAGUAACUGAUGCACUGUAUGCUAAAGAACUAAUACCACCACAAACUAAUCAGUCAAUGCUUGUACCAGCAGUUGAUAAUUAUACUAAAGCUGCCAACCUUAUGAAUGUCAUUGAAAAACA
Messenger RNA from Amphimedon queenslandica, 498 nucleotides. RefSeq lists its product as uncharacterized. The transcript has 3 exons. The record is from RefSeq and is a predicted model, not a curated record. Lineage: Eukaryota; Metazoa; Porifera; Demospongiae; Haplosclerida; Niphatidae. The annotation marks the transcript as partial.